AUGAUCAAACUUUGGUUAAAUGAGGAAGAUGAACAAGAUUAUGCUUCUGAAGCUGUUAGUACACCAACAACAAUUCCAAAUAAAUGUCCAACGUUUCGUGCUAAUGUUUCUUCUUCCCUUUUUGAAAGCACCAUUAAUACUUGCACUGAUACAUCAACUCCUUUUCAAAAAAAUUGUCCAACUUUUCGUGCUAACAUUCCUUCCUUACUUUUUGAAAGCACAAUUCUUGAUCAAAGUUUGAAUGAGGAAGCUAGUAAAUCAACUGCACCUCCAAAUAAAUGUCCAACUUUUCGUGCUAGUAUUCCUUCUUUUUUUGAGAGCACCAUUUGUCAGGAUUCGGUGGUGGAUGAUCGUGCACAAAGCCAUGAUUUUGAAACAGCUGGACCUAGUACAUCAACAAAUUUUCCAAAACCACGCUCCUCUUUAAAUAAAAAUCAAUUUGUUUUGAUUAAGGGAACUCCUUGCAAGGUUUUACUUACAUUAAAUUCUGGUGUCUUUUAA
Messenger RNA from Meloidogyne enterolobii, 501 nucleotides. NCBI's taxonomy places the organism in Eukaryota, Metazoa, Nematoda, Chromadorea, Rhabditida, Meloidogynidae. The record is from the annotation of a GenBank genome assembly.